Messenger RNA from Mus caroli (Ryukyu mouse), 1962 nucleotides. RefSeq names its product leptin receptor overlapping transcript (gene Leprot). Gene Ontology annotation, biological process: late endosome to vacuole transport via multivesicular body sorting pathway; negative regulation of growth hormone receptor signaling pathway. The record is from RefSeq and is a predicted model, not a curated record. Lineage: Eukaryota; Metazoa; Chordata; Mammalia; Rodentia; Muridae. Gene Ontology annotation, cellular component: endosome.
GGAUUCGCGCGCCGGCCCUGGCUAGUCUGGGUGUGGGCGGCUUUUGGAGAAAGCCGGAAGCAGCGACAGCCCCAGCUCCAGAGACAUGGCGGGCGUUAAAGCUCUCGUGGCGCUCUCCUUCAGUGGGGCAAUUGGGCUGACUUUUCUUAUGCUGGGAUGUGCCUUGGAGGACUAUGGCGUUUACUGGCCCCUGUUCGUCUUGAUUUUCUACGUCAUCUCUCCCAUCCCCUACUUCAUUGCCAAAAGGGUCACAUAUGACUCCGAUGCGACCAGCAGUGCCUGUCGGGAACUGGCGUAUUUCUUCACCACUGGGAUUGUUGUUUCUGCCUUUGGACUUCCUGUUAUUCUUGCUCGUGUGAAUGUGAUCAAGUGGGGAGCCUGUGGUCUUGUGUUGGCCGGCAACGCUGUCAUUUUCCUCACAAUUCAAGGCUUCUUCCUCGUCUUUGGAAGAGGAGAUGAUUUCAGUUGGGAACAGUGGUAGCCCCUCCUCCCCAUGGAAAGCAUUGAGUCUUAGAAUUUGUAUUGUACGUAUAUGUGUGCACAUGUGUUUCAGAUUUGAAUAUGCUGAGUUUUUUUAUACCUUUAUAUCAUGAUCAUCUUAGGGAAGAUGUUGUAAACAAAAGAUGAAUUUCACUCCUGGCACACAGGUCACUCCAUUGACUCAAAGUGAAUUAUUUUUAUCUUCUAGCUUCCAGAAAGCCUGUUACUAUGGCCUUGUAGACAGCUGCUCACUUAUCCAGGGGGUCUAAACCUUUUGCCUUGGGAUAUGCUUAGGAGACACUGGGGCAGAUCUCCUACAGCCCAAACAUAGGUGGUGCUCUCCCUGUACACUUAGACUCAUCUCAGAGGAAGUCUCAUCCACACAGAGCAUCAGCAUCUGCUAGGAGCCUACUGGGGAUGCGGGAUCAGAAGCUCUCAUCAGACUGGGUACCUUUGAUGAGAUUGCACACUUGGCACAUGCAUAUUGACGGGUGAGAAGGUUUGUUGUAGAGGAAUAAGCAUCAUAGCUCCCCUGCCCUCUCAGGGUGUUGCAUGCUCAUUUGCAGAGAAAAAAAAAAAAAAAAUCACCUGCCCCGUGCUGUGAAUGAGUUGAGACUUUAGGUGUUUCUAACAUGUUCGAGUCUAUAAUACUUGUGUUGUUCCUCAAAUUUGGGGGACCUGUUCUUAGGCAGGAACAGAUAAGUCCUAACGUCAUCCAAAAGGCAGUGACUGAUGGCUCAGAAUAAGAUACAGAAUAACCAAAAAACCCCUCUGGGGUGCAAGGAGGGAAACUUGGCUGGAAUGGUCCCUGCUUUAAGUGGAGGGCAGGUUAGACAGUUCUUGGAAAUGUCCCUUCAAGAGCCUGUGCUUCCCUGUCCUGCUAUGGUGCCUCCCAUCCCCCAUGCAGCAUUUGGUUUGCUCUUGGUGGUGGGUCUCCUGAAGGGUAUGAGGCAAGAGUGAGCAGAGGGGAGGGAGUCACUGAAGUUACACGCUGGUGCACUUUUCAUCCUUGAUAUUGAACUUGAUGCCACCUCCCCAGGAAACACAGGGAUCCACAUCAUUUUGGUUCUUAUAAACAGUUUUUCUAGCUCAUCUUUUUUAUCUGGAGCCUACUGGGAGAAGGAAGUGAGAACUACAAACACCUAAUCAGGAUGCCAUCAGUGGUGUUUAAGCGUUGAUGCUGCUCACUAAUGAGUGUUCAGAGCACUCUCCCUUGAGGCUUGUGGUCCAAGGAAUCAGCAUCCGGGCCAGGGCUGGUGUGACGCUGGGACCAGCAGGUGAACGGACAGAGGACAGUGUGCAAUGUUAUAUUUUGGCCUUGUGCAUGACAUUAUGUUUUGAAUAUUUUGUGUACAAAUAGAAUUGUUAGCGUUGUCAUUUCUAGUAUUUACAUUAGAAAAAUUAUUUAGAUACUUGAUCAUUUAACUGGCAUUUUUAAUCAUGACACUUGCUAUUGUAAUAAAUUUGACUUUUAACACUGAA